Molecule: messenger RNA, 2016 nt
Organism: Grosmannia clavigera kw1407
Lineage: Eukaryota; Fungi; Ascomycota; Sordariomycetes; Ophiostomatales; Ophiostomataceae
Product: d-xylulose kinase
Exons: 3
Coding region: 1-2016 (671 amino acids)
Biological process (GO): xylulose metabolic process
Cellular component (GO): cytosol
Molecular function (GO): D-xylulokinase activity
Source: RefSeq, a predicted model, not a curated record
AUGGCUACAUCCGACGGACCUCUGUAUCUCGGGCUCGACCUUUCCACACAGCAGCUUAAGGCGAUCGUGGUCGCGUCUGACCUCAGCGUCGUCGCCCAGGUCAAAGUCGAUUUUGACAAGGACUUUGGCGCCAAGUAUGGCCUGACCAAGGGCGUGCUGACCAACGAGGCCGAAGGCGAGGUGUACGCGCCAGUGGCCCUCUUUCUCGAGGCCAUCGACUUGGUGCUAGCCCGCCUGAAGACGGCCACGGCCAACACAUCGGUGGUAUCGCGGAUCCGCGCCAUCAGCGGUUCAUGCCAGCAGCACGGCAGCGUGUACUGGGCAGCGGGUGCAGCAAAGCAACUGGCGGGGCUGGCAGACCGACCGGACACGGCGCUGGCCGAGCAGCUCACCGAGGCGUUCUCGCGGCCGUGGGCGCCUAACUGGCAGGACCAGAGUACACAGGCCGAGUGCGAUGAGUUUGACGGGCGACUGCCGGGCGGAGCACACGGUCUGGCCUCGGCCACGGGCAGCGCGGCACAUCACCGGUUCACAGGUCCGCAGAUCAUGCGGAUUCGCCGGCACUGGCCGGACGUUUAUGCGGCCACCACCCGUAUCUCGCUCGUGUCAUCGUUUGUGGCGUCGGUGCUGAUGGGCGCCCUGGCGCCACUGGACGUCAGCGACGUCUGCGGCAUGGACCUCUGGGAUAUGCAGAACCAGGCCUGGUCACAGCCGCUGCUAGAGCUCGCCGGUGGUGGCACCAAAGCCGACGGCGAGGGUCUGCGCUCACGGCUUGGCGACGUGCGCAUUGACGGUGGUGGCAGCAUGGGUGCAGUCUCCAGCUACUUUGUGCAGCGCUACGGCCUCCCCGCCGACUGCCAGAUCGCCCCCUUCACCGGCGACAACCCGGCCACCAUCCUGGCUCUGCCGCUGCGGCCGCUCGACGCCAUCGUCAGCCUCGGAACCUCAACAACCUUCCUCAUGGUUACGCCGCACUACAAGCCCGAUCCGAGCUACCACUUUUUCAACCACCCGACCACGCCCGGCCAGUACAUGUUCAUGCUCUGCUACAAGAACGGCGGUCUGGCCCGCGAAAAGGUGCGCGACGCUCUGCCGCCCGCCAAAGACGACAGCGAUGUGUGGGCUACCUUCAACAAGGCCGUCCUCGACACGCCCGUCCUCGGCAGCGACCCUGACCGCGCCCAUUUGGGCCUCUACUUUUACCUCAACGAGAUCGUCCCCAACAUCCCUGCUGGCACGUGGCGGUACAGCUGUGGCCGUGCCGAUGGCGGCGACCUGUUGCCGGUGUCUGACCCGAAGGAUGUCGGCUGGAGUCCUGUGCAGGACGCUCGCGUCAUUGUUGAAUCCCAGGCACUGUCGAUGCGGCUGCGGUCGCAGGCACUCGUGCACGAUGUCCCGGGCUCGUCCAUGGCCACCACUACAGCAGUGCCGAAGCUGCCAGCGCAACCGCGUCGCAUCUACCUCGUCGGCGGCGGCUCGCUCAACCCAGCCAUCGCCCGCGUGCUGGGCGAGGUGCUGGGCGGCACCGAGGGCGUAUACCGGCUGGACGUCGGCGGCAAUGCGUGUGCGCUGGGUGGCGCGUACAAGGCGCUGUGGGCGAUGGAGCGGGCGGAGAACGAGACGUUUGACGAUCUGAUCGGCCGGCGCUGGAAGCCCGAAGGCGCCAUCGAGAAGGUCGGCCCGGGUUACUUGGCAGAGCCGUUUGCGCAGUACGGCGACGUCUUGAAGGCGUUUGAGAAGAUGGAGCAGGAGAUUCUGCAGCAGCAUGCAAAAGUUUCGACUCCGAAGCACGCCACUCGCCUCUACAAUGGCGUGAGCACCAGGGAGUUGUCUGCACAGUGUAUGCUGACUAAUACGUUCCAGGCCGGCUUCCGUGGUCUUUGGAUCAUCCACAACCUACGACGCCUUCGGACAUUGGCCAACUCUUCGUGGACGGAAGGUGAUAGCAGAAGACGGGCCACAGCCGAUGAAACGCCUGUCUUCAGCCUCCUGCUCCACCUGGCAGCCUCGGCCUAA